UACGCAGGUCAUGCUUCUUGGGUUUGUAUGACUAGGGUGUUCCUUGGAGGAAAGGGCAUGACUGAAGGCAUCUAGUGACAUGAAUGAGCUAUUAUCGCAUAUAUCCACUCAGUCUAGACUUGUAAUUACUUCCUUCGGCAGUGAUUCCUCGACUGACGUUGUUGGUUCUGAUGCAAUUUGUAUUGAAGUUCCAAUCGAUGAUAUUCGAGUUGGUGAUUCUUUGCUCGUUUUUUCGGGAGAAACUAUAUUCGUAGAUGACAGUCCGUUGAGGAUCGAGGCCUUUUCCACUGGUUCCCAUCAACAAUUUCCAAGGUUGUUAAUAUGGUGGUUUCUUCAUAUCUAUUCAAGCCUCGAGUACGGAGUUAGGACCUGUUGGUGGGAGAUAUCAGGUAUGCUGUGGAAUUUGUUGAGGUGUGCACAAGGUGGUUUGGAUAACACGGUAUAAAAUAGAUAAAAGCUAAUAUUUUGUUGAUGUAAUGACAAAAAGCUUGAGAUUGCAAAAUUGAUCACAACGUCUGAAAUUCAUUAGAAAUAUCAUGUAAGCUAAUUUUGUUGGUUUCUCAUUAAGUGUAGCAGUCCAAUCUUGUAGUGUCUAAACUUCCUUUUUUCUCAUGUACAUGUUACCCUUUGACAACUUGAAUCUCACUUGAAUUUUCUUUGUUUGAAA
Solanum pennellii is the source of this 667-nucleotide messenger RNA. Its product is annotated as copper-transporting ATPase PAA2, chloroplastic-like. The record is from RefSeq and is a predicted model, not a curated record. The transcript has 4 exons. Bases 80 to 445 code for a protein of 121 amino acids. Lineage: Eukaryota; Viridiplantae; Streptophyta; Magnoliopsida; Solanales; Solanaceae.